Messenger RNA from Epithele typhae, 1611 nucleotides. RefSeq names its product Josephin-domain-containing protein. Gene Ontology annotation, molecular function: cysteine-type deubiquitinase activity. Lineage: Eukaryota; Fungi; Basidiomycota; Agaricomycetes; Polyporales; Epitheliaceae. The coding region runs from base 1 to 1611 and encodes 536 amino acids. Gene Ontology annotation, biological process: protein deubiquitination. The transcript has 7 exons. Gene Ontology annotation, cellular component: nucleus. The record is from RefSeq and is a predicted model, not a curated record.
AUGGACACGAUCCAGCAGCUCGUCCCGCUCAUCUACCAUGAGCGGCAGCAGCCCGGCGAGAUGCUCUGCGCCCAGCACGCCCUCAACUCCCUCCUCCAAGGCCAGUAUUUUUCCGCCCCGGAUCUCUCGGAGAUCGCCCGGGAGCUCGACGAGCACGAGAGCACGCAGCUCGACGUCGACGAGCGUGCGACCUCGAGCAACAACAUGGACGACACUGGGUUUUUCUCCGUGCAAGUGCUCCAGAAAGCCCUCACCGACAGCUUCAACCUCUCUCUUGUGCCUUGGGACGCUCGGGAGCUUAGACCUUACCAUGAUCACCCACACACGCAGAUGGCGUUCGUCCUGAACCAGUCACAACACUGGUACACCCUCCGUCGUUUCGGGAACGUCUCCCCGAACCCCGCGCUCGACGCCGACCCCGGUGGCGGACACUGGUUCAACCUCAACUCCUCCAACGCCGCGCCCGAGCGCAUCAGCAAGCUCUACCUAGGCAUGUUCCUCCAGCAGGCCAAAGAAGAGGGCUACACCAUCUUCGCCGUCGUCCAGCCCGACCUGUCCACCAGGCUCGCCCUUCCGCGCGUCGAGGUGGACGACAUCUUCGGCGGGCUCCCCGACGACAUCCCGCACAGCUCCACAUAUGAGCCCUCCUCGCGCCAGGCCGCCACGCUCGCAGGCUUCGAGGACGAAGACAUGGAGCUCCAAGCCGCGCUCCAAGCAUCGCUCACCAACGGCGACUACGACUACGUCCCGCCGCCGCCGCCGUCCGCCGCCAUGUCGCGACCCACCGCCGCGCCCUCAUCCGCGUCGACGUCCGGCACGCCCUUCGCUCGCCUCCCCUCCCGCACGGCGUCCGCGGUCCCCGUCGAGCGCGGCUACCACGCGCCCGCGCCCGCGGACGAGGACGACGAGGACGAGGAGAUGGACGACGACUACGCGCCCCCGCGCCGAGCCCCGCGCCACGAGGAGCCCGUCGACCCCGUCGCGGCGAGCAUCGCGCGGCAGCGGCGCGUCGCGGACCAGAUGCGCCGCGCGCAGGAGCUCGCGCUGCAGGAGGGCCUCGCGGACGAGAUCGCGCGCAUCGACGCCGCGACGCGCGCGCGCGCGGGGCGCCGCGCCGCCGGCGAAGAGGCGCAUGAGGACGAGGACGAGAUGCUCCGGCGCGCGAUCGCGGAGAGCGAGGCGAUGGCGCGAGCCGGCGCCGAAGACGACGAAGACGACGACGGCGACGACGGUGGGGGAGCCGCGACCCCUGCGGCGCGCGAGCCUGCGCCCGCGCCCCCGCAGGCGCAGUGGCAGCAGCACCGGAUGUACGACGACGAGGACGCGGAGCUGCAGGCUGCGCUACGCGCGUCGCUCGAGUCCGCGCCCGAGGGCUUCGUCGUCCCCGAGCCCGGCGCGUUCCCACAGUCGCGCCCGCCGCCAGCGCAGGCACACACGCAGACGGUCCCGCCGCCUGUCCCGGCGCAGAGUCAUCUGCAGCCGCCGCCGUUGCAGCGGCAGCCGUCGGAUGACUUCGAGACCGAGUCAGAGGACACUGCGGACGAGCCGGAGCCGGAGCAGCUCAGCAUGGAAGAGAUUCGGAGGCGGAGGCUGGCCCGGUUCGGGGGUUGA